Molecule: messenger RNA, 1608 nt
Organism: Cervus elaphus (red deer)
Lineage: Eukaryota; Metazoa; Chordata; Mammalia; Artiodactyla; Cervidae
Exons: 4
Coding region: 273-878 (201 amino acids)
Source: RefSeq, a predicted model, not a curated record
AAUGGCGGAGAGAUUUCGGGGCUUAUGAUUGAGUACCCAGAGCUCCAGGGAAUCUCCGAACAGCUUUGGAGGGGCUUCCUCUUUGACUGAGCAGCCCCCCACCAGCAUCCCUGGUGCUCCUCCCCAAUUCCAGCAACCACCACGUCCCCCAGGAGGUCACCGACAGAGCCCCCUUCAGCCCAAGGAGUCCCUCCCCAAUUUGGGAGGGUCUCAUUGCUAGUGUUGGACUUAAGCACUGACCCAAAGUUUGCAGAGAAAACCAUGGCACAAGGAUGUUUCCCGGCAGGCAAGCUGCACAGAAGGCCCAGGUAACAGUCAAAGAAAACAAAACCGAGAUGGAGGGAAACCCAGAGGUGCACGAGAUCACUGCUCUCUGGUCCAUGGCUCUCCAAAACCUAGAAGUGACGCAAGAUGGCAUCUUACCUCCGAGCCUCUUCCACAGCUUCUCCGCUAGGAACUGCAAAGCGCAGAGGAAUCCCCACUACCACUCUGCACAAACGCACUGCUGCAAAGAGGCGGGGUUUUUCCAGGAGGAAAAGCACCAGGCCCUGUGGCUCUGCCAGGCGAGGCUCCCCUCUGUCAGGACCAGGAUCCUCCGCGGGGACCUGGAGGUGGCCCAGGCCUGGAUCUCCGUCUCCCUCCUUACCGCGGGCCCUCGUCCAGGACACUCCCGCCCCCCUCGUCGCUCCAAUGCCUCCGCCGCUCACCUGUGCUUCCGGUUUCAGGAGGCCAUGGAGCAGUUGAAAGGCGGCUAUGUGACUGAGGAAGGGAAUUUUAAAUUUUAUCCAAAGUUCCUUGGAUUCACUUUAAACCACCCCGUGGAGGCUGGGGGACACGAGAUGAGAUCGGAGUCCGCAGAGAGUUCUCCUGGUCACUGAGGGCCCAGACCCUGGGGCAGCCUCCCGGCCCUCCCGCAGCCGGAGUCUUCCCAUCUGAAGCCAGGUGCACGGUCGAGAUCUAUGCAUUUCCCUUCAGGAUGGGACACAGCAACCCAGGAAGUUCUCCCGGGGCUGACUCCUGCCGGCUUCCCUGUCCUCUGGAAUGACUGCUCAUGCCGUGCGGGACCGUCUCCUUUGUCUUCUCCACACCGUAUUCCUCGCUCGAGAUGGACUGACGGAAAAUGAGCAGAAGAUCUGAUGGCAGGGCUUGGAAAUAAGAACCUGAGUUCUGCCCAAAGCCUAAGACAUCUGUCUGCACGCGCCCAGCUUUUCUGGGAAGCCUGCUACGUAUCUGCACAAAGCUGAGGUGCCCGGGGCCACGGUGGACUCUCAGAUGCUGUCCUACGACUGGUCUCUCCGUCCUAAUCACAGGGAAGACAGUUUAGGAGGUGACGCAAUACUGCUGUAGCAGCCCUUAGACAACUUGCCUUUUUCCAAAACCCUCCCGGGCCAAGCUUUCCCGUUCGCACGCUGAAAUUUUAGAUGUUCAGCUGGGAGUCCAACAGCAAAAUAUUUCUGAAAUUGUGCGUGUGUGUGUUUCUUUUUUUUUUUUUUUCUUCUAAUUUAAUGUGCCAGACAAGCCUCCCGGUAAUUAAAACCAGAAACAAGGACCAGACUUAGACAGAGAUUUGAAGGCUGUAAAAUUCUAGGACAGGUUUAUGUAAAGCAA